Oryza sativa Japonica Group (Japanese rice) is the source of this 2241-nucleotide messenger RNA. Its product is annotated as protein LAZ1. Gene Ontology annotation, cellular component: membrane. Gene Ontology annotation, molecular function: transporter activity. The record is from RefSeq and is a predicted model, not a curated record. Lineage: Eukaryota; Viridiplantae; Streptophyta; Magnoliopsida; Poales; Poaceae. Gene Ontology annotation, biological process: transport.
UUCUCGCUAAACACGCCGUGUUACUCCCGAACUUUCCAGCUGGAGCCGUGAAAGCUAUCGACGCCACGUCAGCGCAUCUACUCUCCUCGCGUUUCGGCUGGCCCACGACACCGCCGACGCGCGACGAACGCCGCCGCGCCGCCGCCCCCAAACCCCCAAACUGCUCCGGCGAUCGUCGAACUGGCCACGCCGCCCACGCCAGUUCGCGCUCACCUGCCCAGAUAGUAAACUAUUUGGGUUGGGAAUUUGAUUCAUAUGGUGGCAGCAUUGGGUUAUAUGUAUAUGAUACCAAGCCCAUUCAAUUGAAAUGCUCCGCCUUAUGGUUAAGGAGACUAUAUGAUGUUGAGUCCUUAUAAGUUUAUUGGACUUCAAGGAAGUGUUACCAGCUGUCAUGAGGGUCAAUCCUGCGCUCUUCCUGCCUUUGAUGGCCGAAUAUGCAGCACCCACAUGGGCCAUACUAAUUUCAGGGUUCUUCAUGCUGCUUUCUGUUUCCCUCUCUAUGUACUUGAUAUUCCAGCACCUUUCAGCAUACAACAAUCCAGAGGAACAGAAAUUUGUUCUCGGUGUUAUCUUGAUGGUCCCUUGCUAUGCAGUUGAGUCGUAUGUUUCAUUGGUAAAUCCUGACACUAGCGUGUACUGUGGCAUCCUGCGUGACGCCUAUGAAGCAUUUGCUAUGUAUUGCUUUGGAAGAUAUAUUACUGCUUGUUUAGGUGGUGAAGAAAGGACAAUUGCAUUUUUGAAGAGGGAGGGUGGCGGAGAUUCUGGGGAACCUCUUUUGCAUGGUGCUUCUGAAAAAGGGAUCAUACACCAUCACUUCCCUGUGAAUUACAUAUUGAAACCAUGGAGAAUGGGUGUGAGGUUUUACCAGAUUAUCAAAUUUGGUAUAUUUCAAUAUGUGAUUAUAAAGACCCUCACAGCUAGCCUAUCCCUGAUUCUUCAACCUUUUGGUGCAUAUUGUGAUGGAGAAUUCAAUUUGAGAUGCGGAUACCCAUACUUUGCCGCUGUCCUUAACUUCAGUCAAUAUUGGGCCCUAUACUGUUUGGUGGAGUGGUACACGGCUACUAAGGACGAAUUGGCACAUAUAAAGCCAUUGGCAAAAUUUCUUUCGUUCAAAUCUAUAGUAUUUUUAACUUGGUGGCAGGGUAUUAUGAUUGCUAUCAUGUAUUCUUUGGGCUUGGUUAGAAGUCCGUUGGCACAGAGCUUGGAGUUAAAGUCAAGCAUUCAAGAUUUCAUCAUUUGUAUAGAGAUGGGUAUUGCUUCAGUUGUUCACCUAUAUGUGUUCCCUGCAAAGCCCUAUUCGCUAUUAGGUAAUCAUCGUUCACCUGAAAACAUUUCAGUGCUAGGGGACUAUGCCGCCACUGACCCUGUGGACCCUGAUGAGAUAAAAGAUAUUAGUCGGCCUACCAAAUUGAGGCUUCCACAGUUGGAACCAGAUGAGAUAAUUGUGACAAAUGUUAAAGAGAGUGUUCGAGACUUUGUAAUUGGCAGUGGAGAAUAUGUGAUAAAAGAUCUCAAAUUCACGAUGAAGCAAGCAGUGCGACCAGUCGGGAAGCGCUUUGAGAAAUUAAUGAAGAAGAAGGGCAAGUUCGGGCAAAGCCGUGAUGACAAUUGGGUGAGUACCUCCACGCCACAGAGAGCAAUCCAUGGGAUCGAUGAUCCUCUCAUAUGCGGGAGCUCUAGUGACAGUGGGAUCGGUAGAGGAAAACGGCACCGCAGGGACGUAAGCUCAGCUGGUGUUGUGGACAGUUGGGAAGGCAGCGACCAGACAUCAGAUGGGUAUGUCAUACGGGGACGCCGCUGGGAAAUCAAGAAAUCAUGAUAUUCUUUUGUACAGGAGCUACGGAAUACAAGCUGGGUUGCUGACUCGCUGGUAAAUUUUGGUGCUAGCGUACAGCUCCCGUAGAUUGCUUAGCUACUUGUGUGAUUGAUUGUUUGAUACUGUACAUGGUUUCUCGUUUUCUAUCUAUAGGUGCGGUCAGAGUAUUGUAAGUGCAGAAUUCCACAAAUUGUGCCAUGCUUCAAGGGGCCAAGUGUAAUUGAGUUCCUUUACAGAAGUGCAAGGUAUUGUACCAGAACACAAGUACACAACUCCCUCUGUAAUUUCGUGAAAGUCGCUGACACGAACUGGAUGUACGCCAAGGUAGGACACUUCAUGUGCACUCGGCAGCACCAAACUUACAAAAUACAAAAACCCUCAGAAAGUUGGAGAAAAAAAAUCUCUUAACAGAAAUAAUGGUUUCA